GAUAUGGCGUCACUGAAAAGUGUAGGAGUCGAGAAACUUCAUCCAUGUAAAUAACGUCAAGAGGAAAGCCUGUGUCAAGCUGUAGGUAGCAACACUCAGUAAAUAGCUAUUAAUAUUAACCACCUUAUUUUUAACUAUGCCCCGGAAAAAGCCAUUUAGCAACAAACAGAAGAAGAAACAGCUACAAGUCAAACGGGAGAGAAAGAGAGGUGACACAGGUUCAGGGCCAAGCAGCCGCAAUGCCAGUGUGGAGCGAGGGGGAGAGCGACAGUCGGACACCUCAGACAGUGAGACCACUGAUGUUAGGAAGAUAAAUCAACAGCCCUUCAGCAGAGAAGGUAGAUAUGAUCCUAACAGGUUCCGACUGCACUUUGAGAAAGAGAGUAAAGAGGAUGUGGAAAAGAGGAAGAAGCUGGCCAGGGAGAAGGUGCUUCAGCCAGUCUCAGACAAAGAAUAUGAGAUCAGCAUCAAUGACAUCUACCCCUCAGAGAAAGGUCUUGGUUUCCCACGACGGCCAUCCUGGAGUUAUGAGAUGACACGAGAGAACCUACUGAGGAAAGAGGAGAAGUCGUACAGAGAGUACCUGGACGACCUGCACUCCAGAAACCCAGCCGGCACUCUCAGCCACUUUGAGCACAAUCUGGAGACAUGGAGGCAGCUGUGGAGAGUGUUGGAGAUGUCAGAUGUCAUCCUGCUCAUUGUGGACAUCAGGCACCCGGUGCUGCAGUUCCCUCCAUCCCUGUACCACUACAUCACAGGAGAUCUAGGGAAGCAGGUGGUCCUGGUGUUGAACAAAGCCGACCUGUGUCCUCCCCCGCUGGUGAUUGCCUGGAAACACUACAUGACCUCCCAGUUCCCCCACCUGCAAAUAGUCUGCUUCACCUCCCACCCUGGACAGCCCUACAGCACAGUGCUCCAGAAGAAGAGGAUGAGGAAGAAGGCUGACUGGAGUCACGCUGGAGGUCCUUUAGAUAUCCUGAAGGCCUGUCAGGAGAUCACAGCAGGGAGAGUUGACCUAUCCAGCUGGGAGAAGAAAAUUCAGAGAGAUGCUGUUGCCGAGCCUCCGGAUGGAGAGCGGUCAGAUGAAGGAGCGGAGUCUGUGCUGAUGGAGCAUCAAAGUGACAGCGCUAUGGAAAUGAGCAGCCCAUCCCAGGAGCUGUACAAAGAUGGGGUUCUCACACUGGGCUGCAUAGGCUUUCCGAAUGUUGGUAAGUCAUCUGUUAUAAACAGCCUGGUGGGGAGGAAGGUGGUGAGCGUGUCCCGAACCCCAGGCCACACCAAAUACUUCCAGACCUACUACCUCACCCCAACAGUCAAACUGUGUGACUGCCCUGGACUGGUUUUCCCCUCCCGUGUCAAUAAACAGCUGCAGAUUCUGGCAGGCAUCUACCCGGUGUCUCAGCUGCAGGAGCCCUACAGCUCAGUUGGUUAUCUGUGCGAAAGGACCCCUUUCCACUCUGUGCUGAAGCUCAAACAUCCCUCUUUGUUGGAGAACAAACCCCAUGAAGUAAACCAGGGGUCGGAAGAGCUCAGCUGGACUGCCUGGGAUGUGUGCGAGGCAUGGGCAGAGAGGAGAGGCUAUAAGACAGCAAAAGCUGCUCGCAACGAUGUUUACCGUGCAGCUAACAGUCUCCUGCGGUUGGCAAUUGAUGGCAGACUGUGCCUCUGCCUAAGACCACCUGGCUAUAGCUGCCUGAGAGAGCACUGGGAAAAUCACCCAGACCUGCCAGAGAUUAUGGCUCUGCAAGGGAGGACGACAGAGGAGGAAGGAACGGGAGAGAGGGAUGAUGAUGAUGACGGAGAGUCCAGCACUGAGCCAGAGGAAGAGAGAGACCGAGACGCAGAUGAUGAUGAGGAUGGAGAUGAUGAAGAUGAGGGGUUUGGACAUCCAAGGCGGACAGAAGAUAAGCCAUCUGGCUUCACUGUCAACAUGUACAAUGUCCUUCGGGAAAAUGAGUGCGAGUGAUAACGAGACAAGCUGGAAAACCUAAGUUGUUCCCUGACUUCUCCCCUGUUUACUUCAGUGCACUUUUCAUUCCUUUCUCUCCCCUAAUUUUGCAUUCCGUCUCAUUUGUUUUUCUCACAUCUCCACUCCUCAUGCCAUUACCUUCUCUGUACAUGAACAUGAUCUAUUAUAAUUAAUUCACCCUGUUUCCUUCUCCCUAUAAUAUACAGAGCAUAUUCAUGUAUUCCAUGCUGUGCCUCUGCUCUGCUUGUUCAUCCAUGAAGCUUGUUCUUUAGUGUUGCUUUUAGGAAUGGGUUUCGUUUGGUUUGAUUUAAUCUUUUUUUUUUUUUUUUUUUUUU
This is a messenger RNA of Epinephelus moara (kelp grouper), 2304 nucleotides long. It is a transcript of the gene gnl1, whose product is annotated as guanine nucleotide binding protein-like 1. The record is from RefSeq and is a predicted model, not a curated record. The coding region runs from base 137 to 1966 and encodes 609 amino acids. The transcript has 12 exons. Gene Ontology annotation, molecular function: GTP binding; GTPase activity. NCBI's taxonomy places the organism in Eukaryota, Metazoa, Chordata, Actinopteri, Perciformes, Serranidae.